Molecule: messenger RNA, 5443 nt
Organism: Aricia agestis (brown argus)
Lineage: Eukaryota; Metazoa; Arthropoda; Insecta; Lepidoptera; Lycaenidae
Gene: RhoGEF2
Product: rho guanine nucleotide exchange factor 11
Exons: 39
Coding region: 283-5043 (1586 amino acids)
Biological process (GO): G protein-coupled receptor signaling pathway
Cellular component (GO): cytoplasm
Molecular function (GO): guanyl-nucleotide exchange factor activity; G protein-coupled receptor binding
Source: RefSeq, a predicted model, not a curated record
AGUUCGACAGCAAGCAAAAUGGCUGAAACUCGUUGGAGUGCGAUAGACGUUUUUAUAAAAUGUGUUUUGUCGCUCGGUCACCAUUGUAAAUAAACAUAAAGUGAUAGUGCAACACCAGGAAUAAAAUAGUGGCCUUAUUCGUUCUAGUGAAUGUUAUGAAAAUCGGUGCGUGUGGUGUGAAAAACCAAGGAAUAUUGCAAAGUUUUUAGUGUUUUGUGUCUGUGUGUACAUUGAUUGCAAUUUUACUCUUUUACCUGGAUUGAUGUUUACUUGCUCACGGUGAUGUUGGGGGGCACGGGCGGCGGCGGCGUCGCGACGUCGCCGGGCGCCGACAACCUGCUCACCGUGACGGUGGCGCGCGACGAGCACGGCUAUGGCAUGAAGGUGUCAGGCGACAACCCGGUGUACGUCCAGUCUGUGAAGGAACAUGGUGCGGCGUGGCGAGCCGGUCUCCGAUCAGGUGACAGGAUCCUGAGGGUUGACUCCGUGCCGGUGCAUCAUCACACGCAUCAACAGGUGGUGCAGUUGAUACGAGCCAACCCGUCCCCCGUGCUGACAGUGCAGCAGAACAGCUCGCGACACAAGACGCCCAUCACCGCGCCGCAGCCUGUCAACCCGGAGAAGCAGCGUCAACUGGAGGCGACGAAGGCCCACACGUUCCGCAUGAUGCUCGAUCAGGAGCAGAAGUAUAUCAGGGAUCUGAGGAACGAGCUGCUCAAAGUACCUGACGUCAGAAAGCAGGCAGAGUUGGCAGCGGCGGAGCAGCGCUGCUGUAACUUGCAGACGAGGAUCGACAGCAUUCUGGCAGCACAGCCGGAAGCCAAACCAGCGACUCCAAAGAUGCCCAGAGCAGAGAAAAACGCCCAAAACACGAGCUUCCUCAGCGGUCUACCGAGAUCGCUCAGCAACUUAACCGGCCAAAGCCUCCGGAACCUCCGCCAACGAAAAGACCAGCCGCUGAUCCGGCAGAAUUCAGAAGAAUCCAAGAAGAGGCAUAAUAAUACCGUCCCGAUGGUUCCCACAACUUGUCUGGAUAAUACCCCCCCUCCGUUGCCUCCUAGAUCGGAGAGAUUCAACUCUCCCCCUCUUCCUCUCAAGCCGUCCACGUCUAGAGUGAGGGAGAUGAGGCGUUCUUCCCACUCGCUCGACGAGUUGGAGCCGCAACCGAAUUCUAUCGCGAUGCAGCUGAGUUACCCCCUGGUUAAUGUGCCGCCGCCGCCAUUGCAGACGGACAACCGCAGCGGUCUACCGAUCCUGCACGUCCGGAGUCAGUCUUCUCCCGAGCAGCUAGAUGACUUGACACGAUCAGUUGGCGAGCGGCCGCCCGGCACACCUCCCCCGCCGUAUCCACACCAGCCGUGUGGAGACCCCCAAAGAGCCAUCAUAUCCAUGGAGGAAGACGACUCGCCGGCGUCCGACAACUCGACGUACUCGGGCCUGUUCUCGAACCUGCGAUCUGUCCGCGACUCCCGCGCGAGGAUGGCCGUGCUCAUCAACUGGCUACUGGGGGAGAGAAGAUCAGCGUGCGCCGCCCUGCUCCUAGUACUGACAGACGGGUACCGGGCUGCCGCUGGUGUUCCACUGAUCACCCUGAGGCGCUGGGCGUACGAGCUCCAGUCUACCUUCCUAGUGCCCGCUGCCGUGCUACAACUGAAUGGCGUAGAUGAGAAUAUGGCGAACGAAAUAGAUCAUGUUCUUGUGAAUGAGCACGACAAGGAGGAACUACUACGCAACGUCUUCCGCAAAGCCCGUCGGCUCGCCAAGGACGAGUUGGCCCGCCAGCUGUCGGACUUCCAGCUCAAACGACGGGCCGGUCUAGGCGCUUUGUACGGCCCGACGGACGAUGUCCUGAAGAGAUGCGCUCUGGACCGACAGCAGGAGCAGAUAGUAGUCGAGCGGCUUAUGACGGCCCGUCUCACCGCACUUGCGGCGCCUCCGACGCAGCCAGCGGAUGCGCACGCCGCGUUGUUGGCUGCAGUGUCUGCGGCCGCGCUGUGCUUGGGUUGUAGGCCGGCGUCAGUAGCGGCGGCGGUGGGGGGCGGCGCGCGGGCGACGUUCCUGCAGCGCGACAAGCCGUACAAGCAGCGAGUUAAGCAGCUCGCCAAGCAGCACCCGCAGCCGUUCAUAGUGCGCGGCCACCACCUGCAAGCUCAGGCGCUGACUGCAGCCAACCACUGUCAUCACUGCGGCGCCGUCAUUGCUGGCAUCGCGCCGCAGGCCUUCGUAUGCACAGACUGCAACCUGCGCGUGCACCGAACAUGCGCACGCGCAGUGGAGGAGACGUGCGUGUUGGAGCACGGCGACCACGGCAACCGCAUCUCGCGCCUCAUGGAGCGCAUGACGCCCGCGCCGCACCCCGGUCUGGAGAAUGACAAGAAGUCUCGGAAGUCUGCGGGCUCGGGGCACUUCCUCAACAUGGAGCGAAGUUUCCGAAAGAACGAAGACAUCUGGGACCAGCCGACCGCGUCACCUGUACCAGGCGAGCCGCGUCGAGAGGGGUCGCACGAGGAGCCCCCCGCGGCGGAGGGGGAGGGGGAGCCUGACACCAAGGAGCCCGAUAAGGAGAAUGAGAAGAGCUGGCGCGGCGCGACGCGAGGCGUGAACCGCGCUGAGAGCUGCCGAGAACGCGACGCACCGCGACGCGGCAAACACAGAAACGCCUCCGAUCCGAACCGGUUGACGGCACACCCUAACCACAGUGACCUCGAGCCGGGCGCGGCGACGGCCCCCUCCGGAUCUUCUAGCAGCUCCAGUUUAUCUUCUAGAAGCAACGAGAGUAACACCGUCCCGCCUGACCAAGCGUCCCAAUCAGACUGGUCGGAGGAGGAGGAACCUCUCGCUGCCCAGUGGUCUGACAGUCUGCCGCCAGCCGUCCGAGACGCCCUCGUCCUGUCGGCGCGGCUGCGGAAACGACAGGAGGUUAUACAUGAGCUGAUAGUCUCCGAGGGCUCCCAUGUCCGGUGGCUGAAAGUCCUCGGCGUGGACUUCCUCAAACCCCUCGAGAGGCAGCCCACUCUCCUCUCAGCGGAGGAGCUGCGCGCGCUGUUCCCCAACCUCCCCUCGGUGCGAGAGAGACACUCGCGGCUGUACGCGGAGCUCAGAAGUGCGAGAGAGUCUGCGCCGCAGCACGUGGUGCAGAUACGACCCAUAGCUGACGCGCUUUUGAAUACGCUGGGCGAAGCCGGCUACGCGGCCUGCCUGUCUAAGUUCUGCCAGGGUCAACGCAUGGCGCUGGACGCGUUAAAGGAACGGAGACGAAAGAGCAAGGAGUUACAGCAGUUCCUGGCUGGACGGGAACAGCUGCCGCGCUGUGGACGGCUCCAGCUGCGAGAUCUACUGGCCUGCGUGUGGCAGAGGUUGACGAAAUACCAGCUCCUCCUCGAAGGCAUCAUCAAGACGGUGCACGAGGGCACCAACGAUGCUGAAGGCGACUCCGACGACGCGCCCGAAGACGCGGCGCGGCUGAAAGCGGCGUUGGCCGUGGCCAAGGAGGUGCUGCAUAGCGUGGACACCGCGAUCAGGACCGCGGAGAACGAGCACAGGCUGCGCACCAUUCAGUCCAAGUUGGAGAUCCGUGUCGGCACCCUGGAGCGAGCUGAGGCGGAGGAGCUGAGGAGGACAGACCUCACGCAGUGCCGGCUGCGGUACGAGGGAGAGCUGCUGCUGAGAGCCGACACCAAGAAGACAGCUGUGCUGGCGUUACUUCUAGAAGACAGGCUCGUGUUACUACAGCGUGAGGGUGACAAAUUCGUGCUACGACCGGUGCCCACCGCGGCGGCGGGUGCCCAGUUACUACCGGUGAUUAAGUGGGACAAGGUGCUGUUCCGGCCCAACGCGGCGGUCCGCAACACUUUCUUCCUGAUGAACAUCAACGGCAUACAGAUGCACGAGCUGUCAGCGACCACCGCUGCGGAGUACGCCAUCUGGGUGAAACACAUACAAGAGUCUCCGCUCGCGCGACUCGCCGAGGUCAAGUCGGUCGCGCCGCCUGCGCCCCCGCCGCCCGAACACCACGGUACAAAUGUAUCACGAAAUCCAUCAGACGCUUCUGAGAAGUCCACGACUAGUACUCACUCGUGCGAGCAGGAGGCUGCGACAGAGACGGAAGAUAGGCGGGACACGGAGGAGAGAGAGAGACAGAAACAGGACGAGGAGGAGAACGAGAAAGGGACGGAGAAGGGGGCGUCCAGCGAGAGAGACAGCGAGGACAAACACACCCCGACCGUCGGCCGCAUCAGCACGCAUCUCGAGUCUCCCGCCACCCUCGAGUCGUGUACCGUCACCGCCUCAGUCUGCACCGCGUCGCGUUGCGUCACGCCCGCUGAACGACUACGGAGGUUGGACGCGGCGGUGACGCGAGCGCUGCGGGCGAAGGCGGCGGCCGCGGCGGAGAUGUUGCGGGUGCCGGUCGAUCAGGCGGAGCAGUUGGCCGAGAUAGCGGCCGAGGAUACGCUUAGACAGCUGGAAGCGGGUGGCGAUCGCGGGCCGCCGGACUUGCAUCAACUUUUGCUAGCUGCGCAGGCGCAAGCGAAUCAGCUGACGGAGAUACUGAACAGCGCGUUAUCUGUGAGCGAGGGCGCCGUGGUCGCCGCGCGCGCCGGCCGCUGCGACCGCUGCUGUCGCCGCGACGCGCGACAUCGACACAGCGAGACUAGAGACGUCCCUGAGUCUGACAGUGACGAGACGUCCGGCAGACUGUCCGGCGCGCCGGACGACGUCGCCGACACGACGGAGACAGACGACGCUACAGGGAACCCCGACCCCAACUCCGACUGGGCUCGCAGCAGCGAGGAGUUCUCCGGCGCGGCGGGCGCGGGCGCGGCGGCGCUGGCGGCGCGGCUCGCAGGCGCUGCGGGAGGUCUACAGGCGGUACUGGGCGCGCUGUUGGCGACGUUGCCAGCUCUCGAGGCGGAGAGGACGUCGCUCCGGCAGCAGUUGGCCGUGGCCAGGGAGAGGGCUGAUAGAGAUUACCACAUGUCGGAGACACUACCCAGAGGGAACAUGGACCAGUCAAUACAGGAGCAGCCGAGUCACGGAGGCUGACGGCCGCGCGAUGCCAAAACGACAAAACUCUAAAAUCCAUCUAAACCGACACGGGUUCGACCCAACCAAAUCGAGUGUAUAUUUUGUAUCUUUUUAAUAUUAAGCAAAUAUAUAUUCCAUUCUAGAGGUGUAUAUGUCGUGUAUAUAGAAGUAUUAUCCAAAAAUCGACCCAAACGUAAACGUAAUAGAGCUUAUUUUCGUAUUGGAGGCCGGCAGCGCUGAGGCCGCUACCGAUGUGUAAAUACUCCACAUUCGGUGUUUCGUGUAAAUUUAUUUAUUAGAGACCACAUUUUUCGGCUACUUUCGGCCGAUUGACGAUUUUGGCCGCCAAAAUUGGCCAUUUAUGUUAAGUAAUAAUUCCACGCGUACUGCCGCCUAGGAAUAUUGGCUGGAAGAGAUG